UCAUUGAUCUGAUAAAUGUUAAAUUUAGUGAAUGUUAUUGUUUAUAUUAAAUUUAUAUACAAAUAUUUUUAUACUCCAUAUUACUGAAUAACAAUAAUAAUAAUAAUAACAAAAAUAGAAAAUGAUGACAGAUAUGGAAGAAGCAGAAGCAAGGGAAUUUCAAUCACAAAUUAAAAAACGUAAUAGUGAAGAUGAUGGAAUGGACUUUAAAGAUGCCGUAAAGAAAUUAGCUGAAGGAUUUUUAAAUCAGUAUCAAGUACAAUGGGAACAAACUGAAAAAAAACUUGAUGAAGUAAGGAAUAAGCAGGAGACUUUACUCAAUCAAAUGCAAAUUGAGAAUAAAAAAUUUCAAAAUGUUUUUGACGAUGUCAAGCUAAAUGAAAUGUUCCAAACAAUUAAAGUUAGUCAAAGUAAAUUAAUUUUAAUGAAAAAAGAAAUGGCUUCCAUUCAUGAGAGAACAUUUAGAUUAAAAAAACGAGCAUUAAAAUUACAACAAAUGAUACAAAAAGAAGCCUUGAAUAGAGAACAACAACGAGAACAAGAAAUUCGUCGGGAACAAGAAUUAAUUGGUAAACCAGUAUUAGGUUAAAAAGAAAUAAUCUUCCAGAGAGGUAAACAGUAUGAACAAAGAUACAUAGAUGUAUAAAAGCAGAUUAUAAUUAUACACACAUCAUUUACCAUAAAUUG
Molecule: messenger RNA, 687 nt
Organism: Eufriesea mexicana
Lineage: Eukaryota; Metazoa; Arthropoda; Insecta; Hymenoptera; Apidae
Gene: Pldn
Product: biogenesis of lysosomal organelles complex 1 subunit pallidin
Exons: 5
Coding region: 122-589 (155 amino acids)
Biological process (GO): intracellular transport
Cellular component (GO): BLOC-1 complex; transport vesicle
Source: RefSeq, a predicted model, not a curated record